Molecule: messenger RNA, 1419 nt
Organism: Scheffersomyces coipomensis
Lineage: Eukaryota; Fungi; Ascomycota; Pichiomycetes; Serinales; Debaryomycetaceae
Exons: 1
Coding region: 1-1419 (472 amino acids)
Source: RefSeq, a predicted model, not a curated record
AUGAUUUCAAGGCAUAUAUGUUCAGCAGCUAGGAUUAGUCGAAGGACAUAUCUGAGCAAUCCACUUCUGUUCAUACCAAACGAAGAUAGACAUAUUUUUGAUGGUGAAAAAUUGACUGCAGAACAGAAUGAAGCUGCUAUACCAGAUAGACCAAUAUUUGAAGAUGUUGAAAGAAUUAAUUUUAACAUAGCUAAUCCAGAAGAGAUUGCAGAUAUCAUAUCAUAUCCUGAUGAAAAUGAUUUUCUAAUCACAGUUCUUGCCAAAGAAGGGUCUUUCUUGGGAAAUCCAAACAAGAAAUUUGUCGUGAAAGAUUCUACUCAAGGUCUGGUUGAUCUCAAGUUUCGUUUUGCAAACAUAGCUUCAAGUUGGAUUGAAGUAUUUAAUAAUACCAUAAUACCUUUAACCGACCUUCCAGAAUCAAGUAGCUUACAGAGUUUUGGUAAACGAGAUACUUUCACCAAUAUUGCAGCAAAGAAAGAGAAUUUUGUGAAGAUCUAUCCAGACUUGUACACUGAAUCCAAACUAAGAGAAUUCUUCAAAUAUUUAAGAGCAUUUGAGAAUAGUGAGAAGACUUUACAAGGGCUAUUCUCUCCAGCUGAGCUUUUGAAUACUAUUACUUUUGAGGAUACAUGUGUUUAUUUGCUUCAUGAAGAAGAGGUAUUAAACAAUGAUGAGAAAUUCUCAAUUGUUUUAAAAUUCUUCGAAGAUCAUAGUGAAUUCUCAUCCAUUAGUAACUUCAAAUCAAUCUUAUCUUAUUUGGUGAACUAUUUUGAUAAAUCAGACAUAAUUGAAAAGCAGAAUCAAAUAUCAGCAUUUGCAUCAUUCCUCAGAGCCACUUUCCCAAACUUUGAUGUUAUUAAAGAUUUAGAUGUCGUAGUUUUAGAUAAAUUAGCCUUAAUAUUAUCUAGAGCUAAUGAAUUACAAUAUGCAAAUCAAAUACUUUCAGUCAUAGUACAGUCCAAACAAUGCUGUCCAUCACAAGAUACCCUUGAUCUGUACUUAUCAUCAUACGAAAGAUCUAUACCUCAAGAUAAGGAACAAUUUCUUAAAGAUAUCACAUCUUUGAAACCAGCAUUUUUUCAUAAAUCAUUGAGUGAUAUUUCAUUUAAAGUUUUAUUAAAUAAUGCAGUUGGUGAUGCUAAAGAUCUUCAUCAAUUCUUAAACCUUGUGGAUAAUGCUGAAAAUGCAAGUACCUUGUAUUCUAAAUGUCAUUAUGAUUUAUUUUCUAAAUUAAAGUCAAUUCAUGUCAAUUCCGAACACACAUCAAAUAUAAUCAAAGGGCUCAACUACAGUUUAUUGUUUAAGAGAUUACAAGAAAAGGAGAGUGUCAAUAUUGAUGAUCAAACUAAGAUAUUACUUUCAAACGAAUAUAAAAUCCUAGGAAUGGAUGAAAACGCAAAUGCGUUAGACAUUAUAUGA